AUGCGCCGCCCAGACUUGGUCUUUGGCCCGCCGGGCGACGAAUGGCGCUACGAGACAUCGUCGCGAACCUAUGAUCUCACCCGGGGCCGGUCUCCGGCUUGCACGGUCGGCACCUCCCAGGGCCCCACGGAGACCUUCAUAUCCGUGAACCCCCACAGCACGGCGCUCGUGAUUGUUGACAUGCAGAAUUACUUUCUGCACCCAGAUUGUCGCGACCAUCCCGCCGGGCUGGCCGCCGUCGACAAGACCGAGAAGGUCAUUGAGAAAUGCCGCGAAUUAGGCGUCCAGGUGAUCUGGCUGAAUUGGGGCUUGACCGACGAUGAUCUCGCCGUGAUGCCCGCCAGCGUCCAGCGCGGCUUCUCCCGCACGCUCAUCCACGGCGCCUCCGCCGACGACAAGGUCGCACGUCUCGGUCUCGGCGGAGAUCUCGGCGACGGCAAGGGGCAGUGUCUCGUCAAGGGCACCUGGAACGCCGACAUCUACGAGCCGUUGAAGCGGUUCGCCCGUCCCGGGGACGUGCACUGCGACAAGAACAGGAUGUCCGGCAUGUGGAGCCCGGAGCAGCCGCUCCGGAGGUAUCUGGACGGCGACGGGGCCGGGGUGCGGACGCUGUUGUUCGCCGGGGUCAAUACAGACCAGUGCGUGCUCGGGACCCUUACUGAUGCGUAUAACGGCGGCUGGGACUGCGUGAUGGUCGAGGACUGCUGCGGGACGAAGACGCCUGGGGCGCCGGAGGUGUGUCUUUACAACGUCGCUGGCUCGUACGGGUUCGUCAUCAACAGCGAUACUUUUCUUGCGGGCACGACUUCGUGA
This is a messenger RNA of Colletotrichum gloeosporioides, 813 nucleotides long. RefSeq lists its product as uncharacterized. The record is from RefSeq and is a predicted model, not a curated record. The transcript is spliced from 3 exons. The coding region runs from base 1 to 813 and encodes 270 amino acids. Lineage: Eukaryota; Fungi; Ascomycota; Sordariomycetes; Glomerellales; Glomerellaceae.